This is a messenger RNA of Musa acuminata AAA Group (dessert banana), 1642 nucleotides long. RefSeq lists its product as uncharacterized. NCBI's taxonomy places the organism in Eukaryota, Viridiplantae, Streptophyta, Magnoliopsida, Zingiberales, Musaceae. The transcript is spliced from 2 exons. The coding region runs from base 400 to 1446 and encodes 348 amino acids. The record is from RefSeq and is a predicted model, not a curated record.
UUCAAUGCUUGCAUGUAGUCAUCAGCAGGCGUUACGGUCGGUGAGUCUGCCCGAGUUGCCGACGACGAAGCGCUGAUCGACGCUCUCUUUAUGGUUGCGAGGGACUUCAUGUUCUUUAGCUUCCGCCCCAUAUUUGUCCCCGUGAUUUGGUCGCUGUCGAUCUCUCGCUUGAGAUCAAAGAUGCUCGCUAUCUUGAGUUGACUUCGGAUCGGUCAGACCAAACGUUCGUAGUCGGCAGCAUGAAGGUUGAUGACACCGAGCGGCUAGAGGUGAUGGCGUCACAGCAACACCUACGCCUCUUCUCUAUAUACAUCAACCUCCUCUCCUCCCGUUAGCGGCCACCGACGCAGCCCAAACGAACAAAGAGCGUAAGACUGUGGUCGCUUACCGACGGUGACGAUGGGCUCCCCCCGCACGAGCGGCAGCGGCUCGCGGAUGCUGUUCCUCAAGGCGGCGCUCGCCUCUGUCGCGGUGGUGGUAACGACGGCCGUGAUGCUCCACGCGGGUCCACCCAUCCGACGGCUCCUCGCCACCGAGGCCCCCCGGGCGUACGCCUCGCUCCUGGCCUGGCUCACACCGCCCUACCUCUACUUCGUCCUCAACGCCAUAAUCCUCUCCAUCGCCGCUGCCUCCCGCUUCCACAAACCGUCCGCCGACUCUACUGAUCGGGUACCUGUUUCUCCGGCAGAGAUGGUGGUUCACCCACCGGACUACAUGCUUCCGGUUGAGUACCAGGAGGAACAUUCGUGGGACGCCCCCUCGACGCGGCUGGUCGCCGCCGUGUCGGAGGAGUACUAUGGCGGUGGUGAGCAGGAGGCGAUGGUGUUGGGCCAGGAGGAGACGGUGGUGAAGGCGGAGGCAGCGGGAGAAGAAGAAGAAGUGGAGCAGGAGCUCGUUUCAUCGAGGUCGAGCUGGACUCCAGACCGCACGGCGUCGCCGGAGUUCCCGACGGAGAAACCGCUAGUUUCCGUGAGGUUAGGUCACCGCAAGAACCACAAGUCCACCCCCGACGGUAAGGCGCUGCGGAGAGUGGCGAGGCCGAGGCGGGAGGAGACGCUGGAGAGCACGUGGCGGGCGAUAACGGAGGGCCGGGCAGUGCCGCUGGCGCGCCACCUCAAGAAGUCCAACAUGUGGGACACACGCGCCGCCCUCGAAGAUGCGGAAGCACCGGAAACGGCGGCGGUGACGCGGAAGUCGGAGACGCUCAGCGACCGCGAGACUGCAAGGCCGCAUUCCGGUGGAGGCGGCGGGGAGUCAUCAUCGUCAUCGACGUCGACAACGUCGGGCGUGGGACGGGGGACACUGCGGAGGGAGCCGUCGCUGGGGCAAGAGGAGCUGAACCGGCGGGUGGAGGCGUUCAUAAGAAAGUUCAACGAGGAGAUGAGGUUGCAGCGGCAGCGGUCGCUGCAGCAGUUCGCGGAGAUGAUCGACCGUGGUAGUCACUGAUCUACCAAUAAAAGUAGAACACAAAAGAGACGAGGUAAAAGCGUUUCAGGGUAGGAUGAAAGAGAUGGAAGAAUGACUACUUGGUUUGUUGGUGCAAUUGCUUUUCUUUCUGUGUUUUGUUUAUGUUUUAGGCUCUAAUUCUGUGCUGUACUUUCUCAGUAUUUACUUCAAAUUAUACGUGGAUAUAUAUCAUAAA